Molecule: messenger RNA, 423 nt
Organism: Monopterus albus (swamp eel)
Lineage: Eukaryota; Metazoa; Chordata; Actinopteri; Synbranchiformes; Synbranchidae
Product: protein kinase C theta type-like
Exons: 2
Coding region: 49-303 (84 amino acids)
Biological process (GO): intracellular signal transduction; peptidyl-serine phosphorylation
Molecular function (GO): protein serine/threonine kinase activity
Source: RefSeq, a predicted model, not a curated record
AAAGGUCAGUUUUAUGCAGUGAAGGCUUUAAAAAAGGAUGUGGUGCUGAUGGACGAUGAUGUCGAGUGCACCAUGGUGGAGAGGAGGGUCCUGUCUUUGGCCUGGGAGAACCCUUUCCUCACACAUCUUUACUGUACCUUCCAGACCAAGGAAAACCUGUUCUUCGUGAUGGAGUAUCUGAAUGGAGGGGAUCUCAUGUUCCACAUCCAGUACUGCCACAAGUUCGACUUGUAUAGAGCCACGUAUGUAUCCAAUCCAAAGACACGGCCUCCAACAUUAGCUCGCUGCGUUCCCAUUAGCUAAUCACUUAGCUUUGAAGGUUUUGGGCGGGAGGCUUCGGACAAACGGACUUACCCAUUUCUACUGUUUAACCUUGUUUCAUUCUGGACUAAUGAGAAUGGAAAUUGCUGUUUUAAAGAGCAU